AUGCCCAAUAACUUGGCCGUUCCCAACACUCCCCGCGGCCAGUCGGGGUCUCUCUCCCCCAGUUCUCCUGAUCAAACAUCCUCAUUCCAGCAUCCCAAUACGUCCGAUACAAACAGUGAGCAAACUGCCAUCCAUGACCGCGAUACCAUACCUGGCGGACCGGCCAGCACCAAGCCCAAAGGGGCCAUCGACAACCUAAUCGAUGACCUAUAUGACUGGCUCGAGGUACUCCCUCGCAUCUGCGAUGGCAACCUCCCGGCAAAGUUUGUCGUCACCCUCCUGCUGCAGAGUUACCUGAAUGACAGGCUGAGGCCGAACAUCACCUGGCUGAUGGCCUCCGCCGACUUGCUGUCCCUGCUGUGCGAGUACUGCCUGUGUGGGCUGCUCCACCGGGGGUUCAGCGACGCGGAAGUCCGUGCCGGGCGUUGUGUCUGUGAGAAGUACAGGAACGUUUGGACUUUCAAGUUCUGCGUCCGAGUUAGGAGGGUGGAAGAAGGGGCGGAUGGACGCUUGCAGUUCAUACGGGGACCGCUGGUUCCUCAGGGGAGUGCUUGA
Thermochaetoides thermophila DSM 1495 is the source of this 555-nucleotide messenger RNA. RefSeq lists its product as uncharacterized. Bases 1 to 555 code for a protein of 184 amino acids. The transcript has a single exon. Lineage: Eukaryota; Fungi; Ascomycota; Sordariomycetes; Sordariales; Chaetomiaceae. The record is from RefSeq and is a predicted model, not a curated record.